Molecule: messenger RNA, 657 nt
Organism: Stylophora pistillata
Lineage: Eukaryota; Metazoa; Cnidaria; Anthozoa; Scleractinia; Pocilloporidae
Source: RefSeq, a predicted model, not a curated record
AUCCACGCCCUUGUUAGUGAAGGGGUCAAAACAGUUGAUGAAAUGAAAAGGCACUUGCGACACUAUGUCAGGAAUGAUCUUUUUGCUGGUCAGAGUCCCCCACCAGUCACAAACAGGCACUAUCAUCCCAAGGCUGUGGAUAUCAGGAACCACAUGUAUAAGGCAACUGUAAAACAGAUGGUAUCCAAGGCUGACGAGGAAAAUCUUGAAGAGAAAAUUAAGGGGUGGAAAAAAGAGAAUCCUGAGGAUCUCUUUUUCUUUAGACCUUACACCCUAUCCCCUGUGGAAGCUGUGCCUGGCAACACCUAUGACACAGAUAGCAGUGUUGAAGCUCAUACCACUCAAAACCUCCUAUUUUUUCAUCAAACAGCUUGGCAGAGGCAUUUGAUGAGCAGAUAUGGAAAUGAAAUCAUGCUCCUGGAUGCUACAUACAAGACCAUGACAUUUAAGCUUCCAUUUGUCUUCCUUGUUGCUAAAACCAAUGUUAACUAUACAGUUGUUGGGGAUUUUAUAACCCAAAAAGAAACAACAGCUGCAAUAGUGGAAGCACUGAAAAUAUUACGUGCCUGGAUUCCCAAGUGGAGACCCCAGUACUUUAUGACAGACAUUGAGUCUACAUUUGAAGGAUUGUACAGUGUUUAUGCAAUAAAGUUUUAA